Messenger RNA from Helianthus annuus (common sunflower), 999 nucleotides. RefSeq lists its product as uncharacterized. The record is from RefSeq and is a predicted model, not a curated record. Bases 98 to 730 code for a protein of 210 amino acids. NCBI's taxonomy places the organism in Eukaryota, Viridiplantae, Streptophyta, Magnoliopsida, Asterales, Asteraceae. The transcript has 2 exons.
CGUGAAUCCACAAUAACAAAUAACCUGAUAAACCCUCGUUCAAAAACCCUAAAUCCCCUAACACACACACACACCCAUCAAAUCACCCCCUGAAACCAUGAAUCCCCACACAAACACAUCUAAUUUCGACAACCUCCUGCUCCAAACCCUAAUGAACCGCCUCCAAAUCCGCCCACAAAACCCUCUUCAACCCCAAUUAUCCCCAAUCCUAAACCAAACCCUAGAAGACCUAUUAUUCGACACAAUCAACAACAUCUCAGACACCGAAGAAGACGAUGACGAAAACCCCACCAAAACCCACCUCCAAAUUGAGGAAUCAAAGCUCGAAAAAGAGGUGAUCAAGAUUAUUCUCAAAGGGGAAAGUGAGCAAACCCUGAAACCUAAUUCGGGUCAGGCGGUUAAUAUUGGGGAACACCAUAUUUGUGUCGGGUACCAUGUGGAACCCGGGUCAGAAUACCGGGUGUGGGAGUGGCAUGGGCAUGUUAUGUUGUUUGAUGAGGAGAAUGGGUAUAAUCCGGAGUAUAUUUAUGGGAAUUAUUUUGAGAGGUUGAGGGGGGAUGUUGUUGGGAAGAAGGUGAAGAAUGAGGUGAAAGAUGAUGAUGUGGAUGAGAAAGUUGUUAACUUUGGGUUGAAGGAGUUGAUUGGAGCGAGUGACGAGUCCGGCGGUUCAGGUUCCGGUUUGGGGCGGAUAGUGAGGAGGAAUGUGAAUGUCGGGUCACCGAGCGUCUAGACGACCCGUUUGUAUCAAAAAAGCCACAAGGAGUCCCUUGCUUUUAUAAUUGCUUGCUGAUCUAUGCGGAGACCAUCAGCGGGUUUGGGGUUCGAAUAAACAAUUCUCCAACGUAGGUCUUUAGUGCAAAAUCAAGAUUUUGAUACUUCCGAAAUAGACAAUAUUUUGUUCUCAUGUUCAUAAACUAGUUUUUCGGCAUUCAAUAUGCUAAACAGAAUGAUCUUUUUCACCGUUGUUGUGAAUGGAAACUUUGUUAAUUCACCCUUGUU